Terrapene triunguis (Three-toed box turtle) is the source of this 492-nucleotide messenger RNA. RefSeq names its product carnosine synthase 1-like. The record is from RefSeq and is a predicted model, not a curated record. Gene Ontology annotation, biological process: carnosine biosynthetic process. The annotation marks the transcript as partial. Lineage: Eukaryota; Metazoa; Chordata; Testudines; Emydidae. The transcript has a single exon. Gene Ontology annotation, molecular function: carnosine synthase activity; ATP hydrolysis activity.
GUAACAUGCUGCUGUGCCUGUCGCCCAGCUGGCUGGCCAAGGUGCCCUCUGAGCAGCACCCUGGCGAGUCGUCCUUGCUGGUCUCCAAGGCUGUCUCCUUCGAGCUGGGUGGGCGCACGUGCCUGGACGAGUUCUCGCCCCCGCGCUGCGUCACCUACUUCAUGGGCUCCUUCGGGCCAUGCAAGGAGCACGGGCAGUCAGCGAGGGAGCUGGCGCGCAACCUGGAUUGCCCCACGGGAGGUUCGGGGGAGCUGGCCCGCCUGCUGGAGGACAAGCUGCUGACGCGCCAGCUGCUGGACCAGCGGGCCCAGGUGGGGGUACCGCUCACGCUGGCCUUCACCUUCAAGCGGCUGCGCCCACUGCGGGACGUCACCACUGAGCGCUCCGUCUGCAUGGUGGAGCUCCGUCUGCAUGGUGGAGGGCCAGGAGAACCUCAUCCAGGAGGAGAUCAAAGCCUUCCUGCAGGGCAGCGCCAUGGAGCCCUACAGCCAG